GCGGCCGCAGGUUCCGCUGUCUCGGGAACCUUCGUAGCUGUCGUUCCGGCGGCGGCGGUGGCGGUAGCGGAGGAAGCGGCUUCAGGCCUCCGGUGCGGCUGCAAUGCUGCGCUCCCGGACCGAGGCGGCGAUGACCGCGGCCGACAGGGCCAUCCAGCGCUUCCUGCGGUCUGGGGCGGCCGUCAGAUAUAAAGUCAUGAAGAACUGGGGAGUUAUAGGUGGAAUUGCUGCUGCUCUUGCAGCAGGAAUAUAUGUUAUUUGGGGUCCCAUUACAGAAAGAAAGAAGCGUAGAAAAGGGCUCGUGCCUGGCCUUGUUAAUUUAGGGAACACCUGCUUCAUGAACUCCCUGCUACAAGGCCUGUCUGCCUGUCCUGCUUUCAUCAGGUGGCUGGAAGAGUUCACCUCCCAGUACGACAGGGAUCAGAAGGAGCCCCCCUCACACCAGUAUUUAUCCUUAACACUGUUGCACCUUCUGAAAGCCUUGUCCUGCCAAGAAGUUACUGAUGAUGAGGUCUUAGAUGCAAGCUGCUUGUUGGAUGUCUUAAGAAUGUACAGAUGGCAGAUCUCAUCAUUUGAAGAACAGGAUGCCCACGAAUUAUUCCAUGUCAUUACCUCGUCGCUGGAAGAUGAGCGAGACCGCCAGCCUCGGGUCACACAUUUAUUUGAUGUGCAUUCCCUGGAGCAGCAGUCAGAAAUAACUCCCAAACAAAUUACCUGCCGCACAAGAGGGUCACCUCACCCCAUAUCCAAUCACUGGAAGUCUCAACAUCCUUUUCAUGGAAGACUCACUAGUAAUAUGGUCUGCAAACACUGUGAACACCAGAGUCCUGUUCGAUUUGAUACCUUUGAUAGCCUUUCACUAAGUAUUCCAGCCGCCACAUGGGGUCACCCAUUGACCCUGGACCACUGCCUACACCACUUCAUCUCAUCAGAAUCAGUGCGGGAUGUUGUGUGUGACAACUGUACAAAGAUUGAAGCCAAGGGAACGUUGAAUGGGGAAAAGGUGGAACACCAGCGGACCACUUUUGUUAAACAGUUAAAACUAGGGAAGCUUCCUCAGUGUCUGUGCAUCCACCUACAGAGGCUGAGCUGGUCCAGCCAUGGCACACCUCUGAAGCGGCACGAGCACGUGCAGUUCAAUGAGUUUCUGAUGAUGGACAUUUACAAGUACCACCUCCUUGGACAUAAACCUAGUCAACCCAACCCUAAACUGAACAAGAACCCAGGGCCUACACUGGAGCUGCAGGAUGGGCCAGGAGCCCCCACACCAGUUCUGAAUCAGCCAGGGGUCCCCAAAACACAGAUUUUUAUGAAUGGCGCCUGCUCCCCAUCUUUAUUGCCAACACUGUCAGCGCCGAUGCCCUUCCCUCUCCCAGUUGUUCCCGAUUACAGCUCCUCCACAUACCUCUUCCGGCUGAUGGCAGUUGUCGUCCACCAUGGAGACAUGCACUCUGGACACUUUGUCACUUACCGACGGUCCCCACCUUCUGCCAGGAACCCUCUCUCAACCAGCAAUCAGUGGCUGUGGGUCUCCGAUGACACCGUCCGCAAGGCCAGCCUGCAGGAGGUCCUGUCCUCCAGUGCCUACCUGCUGUUCUACGAGCGUGUCCUUUCCAGGAUGCAGCACCAGAGCCAGGAGUGCAAGUCUGAAGAAUGACUCUGCCCUCCUGCAAGGCUAGAGCUGAUGGCACUUUCUGCACUGUCCAGGAAAAAAGUAAAACUGUACUGUUGCGUGUGCAAGCAGCCCCACUAGAGCCUUCCAGCCUUCCGGUGUGUUCUAAUAGCAGGCUUCACCUGGGAGCCAGCCCCAAUUCAUACCAAAUCAGGCUCCCUGAACAGUUCUGUUCAUGUGUGUAGAAGGUACUGUUGUGUUAAGAAAGCAUUCAUUAUGUAUGGAGUGUCUUUUUACUCAUCUGAUACAGGUAAUUAGAAGAAUUCAGAUUCUUGAAGCCACCAUUUUUAUACUAUAAUGUUAGGUGUUCUCAGAGGGGAGGUACGUUUGUCUAAUCAACGUUUCCACUUAGAUCUUUUAUUUUUAAUAAGCAGGCCCAUAAAAAUUGUUGACAAGAAUUAAUGAAAUUAUUAAAGGCAACAAUUUAGAAGAAAAAGUGCCUUUCACUUUCGAUUGCUUUUGUAGCACGUCCAUUCUGAAAUAUUCCUUCCAGGCUACUCAAAGGAUAGCAAGAGAACAGGUAAAAGAUGCCUAAAGAACACCUUCCUUUUUCUAUGCCUUUUCUAAUCUUUCAAUUCUUUCUAUGGAGUAAAGGCUCAUCUGCCAAAUCUGCCCCCUGGGGAAACUCUUUCACUACUUUGUCAGUUAUAAGUGAAAAGCUUACUUGUUGCUUUUAUCUUUUGUAUAUUGGACUGAGAUGUAAUUACACUGUAUUAUAAAACUCUGUGAAUAGCCAGAACUGAGCUGUAUCUUUGCAACACCUGAUUCCUCUGCUCUGUGGAAAACUUUCUUACACAAGGAUCCACUGUGGACAGUUACUUUCAUCUGUUUAUUUAUUGCCCAUGCAGAGCCCUUAAGGUUUACAGGUAGGAGCUUGGGGCUGUAUAAAAAAACAAUCCCUGCCCUGAGUUGACACCUGGCUUAGGAAGCGCCGACUAUGGGGCUGCAGUCUCUCUGAACCUCAGUUUCCUCAUUUGUGAAGUGAAGGGUUAGACUUGAUGACCACCAAAGUUCAGCCCUUUUCAAGAAAAGGAGAAAGCAGCUUUUGACUUUUUAAAAAACAUAUAACUACAGCUGGCAUCUAGUAUUGUCAUGUUGCUCUAGGUCCAUAUUCUGAAUUUAUUCAUUUCCAGUAACCUAAUACAAAAAGUAUAUAUUGAGCACUUUCUUCUCUUUUCGGGUAAGUCUCUGAAUGCAGCUCAGGGUCAAAGGAAUUUUGAUGACACAGUAGUACCUAUGUUUUAAGCUAAAUUUUUAAUUUAAAAAAAUGGAUGCCUAAUUCAUACCGACUCAUCAGAGGUAAGAUUUGGAAUCAGACCUAUCCAAAAGGUCGUCUGAGGUAAGGCUAAGACCGCACUUCCUCUGCUGGGGGCGAGCUGGCAGACACACCAAACAGUGCCUUGGCAGCAGCUCACGGUGCAGGAAGCCCAGGUGAUCACUCUUCUGCUGGGCCCAGGCUGCACCCUGAGGACUCAGUAACUCACUCUCAACAGAAUAUUCUGUGCAGGCUCUCCAGGCUCUGGGCGUCGGGGUGCAAGGGGCAGCUUGAACUGUACGGUCCGUCCUGCACUCACCCAAUGCAGACCUUGGCUUUGAUGUUGAAGUGAACACACUUGUUUUACCCAAGUCUGGUGGAACAAAUGCCCAAUCAUGUGACCUUAAAGUGUACUGCAAAGCUGUAGCUUUAAGUAAUUGCUGUUCUGCCACUGCUUACUCUUUGAAAUCCACCACUAAAGAAAGAUGGAGAAAAGGGGCUGAGCCUUGGAAUAUAUGGUUAUAAGCAGAUCUUUCUUUGGUCGGAGGCCAGGAUUUGAGCCAAGGCUGUAAAUGUGAACAAUACCUGUGCAAAGCCUUUUAACCUGACUUCUUCAUUUUGUAAAUUAUUAUGCAUUAAGUAGCAGCCCAAUAAUCUGAUUUCUAAUUUUAAGUUGUUUUCAAAGUAAGUAGCUUCUUUUGGCCUAAGUUAAACUAGUAGUUUUGCCAUAAUAACUGCUGAUGUAUGUAUUUGCUAAAGGUACUUUUGUAUCUGCUGUGUAUUAUAGCAAUAAAAUAAUUGUUUUGUUAG
Messenger RNA from Nomascus leucogenys (northern white-cheeked gibbon), 3737 nucleotides. It is a transcript of the gene USP30, whose product is annotated as ubiquitin specific peptidase 30. Gene Ontology annotation, molecular function: cysteine-type deubiquitinase activity; cysteine-type endopeptidase activity. Gene Ontology annotation, biological process: protein deubiquitination. The record is from RefSeq and is a predicted model, not a curated record. NCBI's taxonomy places the organism in Eukaryota, Metazoa, Chordata, Mammalia, Primates, Hylobatidae. Gene Ontology annotation, cellular component: nucleus; cytosol.